Anthostomella pinea is the source of this 2142-nucleotide messenger RNA. Lineage: Eukaryota; Fungi; Ascomycota; Sordariomycetes; Xylariales; Xylariaceae. The record is from the annotation of a GenBank genome assembly.
AUGUCUCGUCCCAUUAUAGCAGCUACUGAAACCAGCAUACCUCUUAGUGAGAUCGAUCGAUUGAAGCAAAAGGUCAAGGGACUCGAAGAGCAGCUUGAGACUGAGCGCACUUCAUUGAAGAGUGUCAGUUCAGAUCGGCUGCCCCAGGCGGAGCUGACACCUCCCACAUCGUUGGACUCCCCAUCGGUCACCGAUGUCAGUGUGCCGCGAGAUCCGGCUCGUUCUCGAGUCUGGGAGGGUGUAUAUGCCAGCACCGCCCAGUCCCCACAGAAAACAUGGUAUGGCCCAUCCUCUGCAUACUACUUUAUCAGCCGGAUGAACGCAUAUUUGGCAUCCGUAUUCCAACAGCUACAUCCAGACGAUCAUAUACAGCUGAAGUCUGUAGCGAAGUCAUUUGCCACACCGGACUGGACCCCUAUUGCAGACGAGAACAAGGCAGAUGUGAAAGAUACGAACCUGCCAACGUCUACUGAGGACUAUCUGACGCCGUCACAAGAGGAGUACUUCUUGGAUCUGUUUUGGCAGUCGUAUCACACAUCCCUGGUCAUUCUCAACGAGGCCGAAUUCAAAGUGCACUACAAGUCAUUAUUAGCGAAGCCAGGAAAGCCGAGGAAGUCAUCCGCUCUCGUUGACAUUGUCAUUGCUGUGAGCAUGCAGGUCGGCAUGGCCAUCAUCCAACGGAACAGCUCUAGAACGCUGAAUAGUGCUGACGUGGGCCAAGACGAUCCCAGCAUAGCUGGGCGCUUCUACUACCGACGGUGUCAACGGCUACUGAACAGCGAGCAGGAAAACCCGACCAUCAUGACCGUACAAUGUCAUAUGCUUUCAGCCAUAUACCUCUGCUGUGCCUCGUUCCAGAACAUGUCGCACUCGGCUCUGUCGCUUGCAGUCCGCACGGCCCAUAUGCUCGGCCUGCAUACAGAGCCAGCAGACGACCUGCCCUUUUCCCAGAAAGAGAUGCACCGACGCCUUUGGUGGACACUUUACACGUUUGAGAGCAAGACUUGCAUGAAGUUGGGUCGACCCUUUUAUGCCGAUCUGUACUCAACGUCCUGCAGUCUACCGGCAGAUGACAACACUGUCGCUAGCCUUGCCGGUUCCGACUUUGCGCCCCUUGACGAGAAUGCAACUUGGCUCACAUACACUUUGCACAACACUCAUUUGUUGUUGGCUGCGCGUGGAGUUCACAUGGCCCUGUACGACAAGUAUCCAGAGAUCUACAACGGCAGCAAGGGCCGGGUUAUUUACGAUGAUCCGAUAGCCUUGGAGUGCUACGCCGGUUUCCUUGCUUCCGAAAUCAAACGCCUUGAUACGUGGGUUCGAUCCGUCCCCAACGCUUUGAAGACCAAGCGCAUAGGAGGGGGCGUGUCCUUGUCAACAGAUCAUCAGCCUCUCGCCGUUGAGCAGUUUGCGCCCAUCUGGCUUCAACGUCAGCGGCUGAUUCUCGAGUUGCUCUACCACAAUUUGGCGAUGAAUCUCUACAGACCGUUCAUUUCCUUUCCCUCCCUUUCUUUCGAUCCCUCGCCGCUAGGUUCGAUGACCCGGUCGCAUGCCACAUCGUCGGUCGAACACGGCAUGACAUUGACACGCAUCAUGCACCAGGUCCUUUCGGAGAGUGAUGCCCUCCUGACCGGUUGGCAUGAAGCCUUCCAAUGGCAAUGGAACGCGGCACUUACUCUCGCCGGCUACCUGUUCGCCCACCCUGACAGCGCCGGAACUUCGGUGGCUGUGCGACAAGCAAUCGAUCUGGCGGUGGCAGCCUUCGAGAUCUUCGGGCGCAGCUUCGGAGCCGCAAACAGUGCGGCAAUGGUGAUGCGUGACCUGGCGGCGAAAAUCGAUUUCCUUGCCGACAUCAGCCGCAAUAGCGAGGCGCAACCCCCAGCUCUGGAGAACCCUCCCGUCGAUAUCGUCAGCGGAGGCCCCUUCCCGGAAGCCGGUGCCCUCGUGCCCCCGAAUGAGAACGAUGCAAUCUCUAUGCAGAACAUGCUGGCCGACUCUAUGGAUAUGGCGUUCUCGGUAGACACCUCAUCUAACCUUGAUAUGCUGUGGCCCUCGAUCGGAAACACGUCAGGCGAAUGGUGGUACGACUUCAACAAUAACCAGGGCCCUAGGUUGGAUAUGAUUGAUGAAUCGUUCGCCUGA